AGGAGUCAGCAUUCUUCCGGUUUAUGUGUUGACUAAAAAGACGAAUGGAGAGUGACUAACUCAACGGUUAACGUUGUUGUUUAGCAGGAAGAUGAGUUCUCAGCAGUUUCCAAGGACGGCGUUGCCCUCCGCAGCUAUAGGGCAAGGCCAGGCACCUGGAGGAAACACCAGCCUUGCUGUAGGGAAUCAGCCUGGGAGCCAGCCAGGUGGGCGUCGUGCAGGUGAUGAUGAGGGCAGUCGAGAUACUGACCAUGCCCAAGACCAUCCACCAAACAGUGGCAGUAGCACUGGAGGGGCGUUGCCAUUCCGUGAUGACAAGCAGGAGCCUGUGGUGGUGAGGCCCUACCCACAAGUGCAGUCCUUGGGACAGCCUCCCACGCUGCCCCAGCAUGUGCCCAUCCAGCCCAGCCCGCCUGUCUCUGUGCCUGGCCCACCGGUGCAUCUGCCCCAGGGCCAGCCACCCACCUUCCCAGAGGGACCUGUGAAGGCUGCUAUGAAGUCACCCAUGCCCAGCCGUCUCAUAGCACCAGCUCCAACGGCUGUCCAAGGGCACCUCUCCGUGCCCCCCAAAGUGCCCACUCACAUUGCUGUCACCCCAGAGAGCAGCAUUGCCCCCACCUCCUCCAUCCCUGUGGCAACCAUCAGUGGACAGCAGGGCCACUCCAGCAAUCUGCACCACCUGAUCAUCCGAAGCAGCACCCCAGCCCUGCAGAUCGGUUCAUCUGCUGCCCCUCCACACACCUUCACCUCCCACCUGCCAAGAGGAGCUGCUGCAGCAGCGGUCAUGUCGAGCACCAAAGGCCCCACGGUGCUGAGGCCAGCCUCCGGAGCCAGUGCAGGUCCCGGCCAGCCAACUGCUCUCCAGCACAUCAUCCACCAGCCCAUCCAGUCGCGGCCAGUGGUGACCACCUCCACGGCUGUGCUGCCCACGGUGGUGGCCCCCAUCUCAGCUGCUAGGACCCAGUCUCCCGUUAUCAGCCCCGUGGUCACACACAGCACCACAGACAUGGUCCAUGGGCGACCAGGACUGACCAUUCACCAACCCCCUCCAGCUACCAUCAGCAUCCAGAGACCAGCCACGCCGCGAGACACGGCCACCCGCAUCACCCUGCCUUCACACCCUGCCAUCGGAGCCCAAAAACCACAGCCCCCACACACUGUGACCCAGAAGCCUAUUUUUAGCACGGUGACUCCUGCUGCAACAGUGGCUCCAAUUCUGGCCACCAACACUGUGCCAUCAACAACCUCUCCAGGCUCUGUUCCACACACGCAGAUGACCAGCAGCACCAUUGUAACCAUGACGAUGCCCUCUCACUCCUCUCAUGCCACUGCGGUCACCACCUCUGCCAUUCCUGUGGCCAAAGUGGUGCCCCAGCCCAUCGCUCACACAUCCCCCCGUAUCCAGGCUGACUACCCCGGCGAGAGGGCCAACCUCAUCCCCAUCCCCGGUCAUCGCUCCUCCCCCAAUCCUGUUGCCAUGGAGCCACGCAGUGACAACAGGCCCUCUGUGCCUGUGCAGUUCCAGUACUUUCUGCCCACCUACUCGUCGUCUCCGUACCCUCUGACACACACCUACACUCCCAUCACCAGCUCUGUGUCCACCAUCCGCCAAUAUCCAGUCACCCCCCAGGCCCCAAGCUCGGCCCUGCCCACACAGGCUGGCGUCGGUGUGGCCACCACUGUACACCUCAACCCCAUGCAGCUGAUGGCCGUGGACCGCAUCGGCCUGCAGUCGGCCCAGAUCAGCACCCAGAGCAUCCAGCCCGCAUCCAUGGCCGCCCAGAGCAUCCAGCCGGCGCCCAUCGGAGUGCAGGGACUGCACGCCACCGCGCCAAUCAGCACACAGGGCAUCCAGCAAGCACCCAUAGCAACGCAGCAGUCACAGCCAGAGGCAAAACCAUCAGGUGUGGUCCUGGCUGACAGCUCUACCUUCGUCACCAACCCCAUCGGCAGCACGUUUGGCGCCACCCAGCCCGUCACCACCGUGGUGCAGACCCACCCCCAGGGCGCGGGUUCGGGGGCGCCCACGCUCGGCUCCUCCCCCAGGCCCAGCAUCCUCCGCAAGAAGCCCGCUAACGAGGGAGCCGUGCGUAAGAACCUGCUUGCGGCCCAGGCAGGGGAACCAGGCCCCGGCCGAAUGGAGAGCGCCGUCAGGGGGGUGGCGGGGUCCCCGCGACCGGCCGGGGUGAAGCCCAAAACCGACAUGCACGUUGCCAUGGCGCCCCCGGUGAUGGCUGCCGUGGAGGCGUUGCCCACCCACGCCGGUGAGCAACAGCAACAGCAGCAGCAGCAGCAGCAGCAGCAGCCCCUCCCCUCUCAGGCCCAGCACCUAUCGCAGGCCAUCCCCACGCUGCUGGCCCCGCCCGUGCCCCCGCCCCCCUCCCAGCCCGCGGCGGUACUCUCUGCCCUCCCGGCGGCCAUGGCGGUCACGCCGUCUGUCCCGGCCUCCAUGGCCAACGCCGUGGCCUCCCCCACCCAGCCGGCGGCCAGUGGCACGGCCGUGUGUGCCGUCAGCUCCACCUGCCCCGAGCUCAAGGUCAAGCAGGAGGUGGAGACUAUGGACACCUCACAGCCAGUGGCCAGUGUGACGUCCACGCCAGGCCCUGCUCCGGCCCUCUCCUCCUCCCAGGCGCCGGCCACGCUGAGCGCUCCCUCCCAGCCCGGGGACCUGCUACCGGGGGCCUCCCCGCGCAAGAAGCCCCGCAAGCAACAGCACGUCAUCUCCACGGAGGAGAGCGAGAUGAUGGAGACCAACAGCACCGACGAGGAGAAGAUCGGGGGCAGGACCAUGGGCAGCCGCUCGGACCGACACGAGUCCCCGCCCAGGGAGUACGUGGACGAGGAGGGGGUACGCUACGUGCCCAAACGCAUCCGACCCCCCAUCACUCUGCUGAGCCACUACCGCAACCCCUGGAGAGCCGCCUACCACCACUUCCAGAGGUACAGCGACAUCCGGGUCAAAGAGGAGAAGAAAGGUUCUCUGCAGGACAUGGCCAAUCAGAGGGGCGUUGUGUGCAGAGCCCAGGGCUGGAAGAUCCACCUGUGUGCUGCUCAGCUCAUGCAGCUGUCAAGUCUAGAGCAUGAUGUGUACAGCCGGCUGACCAGUCUGCAAGAGGGCCUCAUCCCAAAGAAGAGGGCAGGAGCCGACGACGAGCUGCACCGCAUCAAUGAACUCAUACAGGGUAACAUGCAGCGCUGCAAGCUAGUGAUGGACCAGGUGACGGAGGCGCGGGACACCAUGAUGAAGGUGCUGGACCACAAGGAGCGUGUGCUCAAACUGCUAAACAAGAACGGCACCACCAAGAAGAGCUCCAAGCUCAAGCGCAAGGAGAGGGCCUAGAGACUCCACCAAACCCCCCCCCCCCCCCCUUCCCUCUCCUCCCCAGAAAUGUCCCCUCUACCUCCUUGUGAGGGACUUAAAGACCUAAAGACUCAUCCUCCUCAUCCCUGCAUUCUCCUUACCUCCCUCCUGAGGGCCUAAAGACUUAAUCCCCAACACAUGCACACAUUCACAAACACACACAAGAAUGCAAACCCUUCAGCUAUUGUCCGAUCUAUAUUGUAGUUUCCACAUAAUCAACCACCCUCAGCGAUAGUCAUACACUCUAGGUUAACUCACAGAUGAGACUGUGACUGUCUUAAUGUGGUUUAUCCUCUCUGUCCUGUGCAGUUUCCCCUCACUUCAGUUAAAGAAUGAGUAUGGGGCCUUGAAUUUCCUUCUUUUGAUGGGUUACCUGAGAUUAGAUCCAACUGAGAAUGGUCAUCAUCAAUAGCUGACAGUGUUUCCCCAUCACCUUUUAAAUUCUCAGUUUGAGUUCUGGAGUUCAUUGAAGUGUGUGUGUGUGUGUGUCUUACUACUCUACUGUUGGCCAUACAGUUUUGAUUAGCUACAAGUCUGUCCAUUUGGCCUUUCAUGACAUGUCUUCUCGGAGGCUGUUUUAGUUUGCCGAGGCCAGUUUGUAAUCAUCAACCUUAAAAUCACGCGUGGCAGUUGAUGACUUUCCACUCAGAAAUUAUCCAGCUGAAUCUGCAUUGGCCUGAGCACUGGUAAGGAUGUUCUCUAAGAAGCCAAGACAAACCUGUCCUGGGCAUCCAUGCUUUUACACACACUCACACACAAACACACUUUUCCUCCUCAUCACCAUUUGUUACACACACUCACAAGUCAAAGAACUGUAUACUAAAUGAGGGUGACAAGACACUAAACCUAAUAGUGCCCUUUUCAUGGUUUUGGUGCCUUCAAUUAUCAAAGUAUACCUAGGACAUAAUGAGUGUUCUGUGUGUUUUAUACAGGAGAAGCACGUCUGUGUGAUUUGAUUUUUAUUUGUUUUUUUGUUUUUGUUUUUGUUUUUGUUUUUUUGUCUGGUUUUGUUUUAAAGGCCAUGUAGACGUGUGGGCUUGUCUGCACACUUGUUCACGCUCAUCCAUGUCUCGUUACUACACCAGUCCUUACAGGUCGACUGUGUGCUGGACAGAAAUUAAUGAACAUACACCGGCCCUCUCAAAACACCCAUUUAGUGAUGCUUGUGUGUGUGUGUUUUUUUUUUUUAACUGUUUUUUGUUUGUUUGUUAAUUAUUUGUUUGUUUUGCAAGGGGAGGAUGCUGUUUAAAAUAUCUAGCUUGUCUGGAGAGCAUCAUGGAGCAAUUUGCUAAGAGUACAACACUGCUUGACAGAUGUACUUGAAGUGCGAUGUACUUGUGUAAUAAAAAGAAUGUGAGAAAUUUUGAAGAUUUAUGUUUAAAGAAAGUAAGAAAAAAAAUAACAACUUAAAAAUACAUUAAAACAGAUUGUUGUGUAAAUGAAAAGUGACUGUACACUCUUAGGCUUUUUUGUAAUAUGUUUAGUUUUUUGUAUGCAGAGACAGUUAGCUGUGCUCCAUAGAUGUGGCUCUUGUUUUGCAGGUUGUACGCGCUGAAGUAUGUGUGUUGAAAAGAGCCUGGUGAAAAAAAAAAAAGAGGCUCCAUUUUGUACAUUUCCUUCAUGUCUGUAUAUUAUUAUGUGCUUAUGCAGUAAAAUACUGUACAUUUAUGCCA
Molecule: messenger RNA, 5034 nt
Organism: Alosa alosa (allis shad)
Lineage: Eukaryota; Metazoa; Chordata; Actinopteri; Clupeiformes; Clupeidae
Gene: sap130a
Product: Sin3A-associated protein a
Exons: 21
Coding region: 92-3340 (1082 amino acids)
Biological process (GO): negative regulation of transcription by RNA polymerase II
Cellular component (GO): Sin3-type complex
Source: RefSeq, a predicted model, not a curated record